Messenger RNA from Sparassis crispa, 2058 nucleotides. RefSeq lists its product as hypothetical. The coding region runs from base 1 to 2058 and encodes 685 amino acids. NCBI's taxonomy places the organism in Eukaryota, Fungi, Basidiomycota, Agaricomycetes, Polyporales, Sparassidaceae. The record is from RefSeq and is a predicted model, not a curated record. The transcript is spliced from 7 exons.
AUGUUCAUUAGCCUCUUCGCGGAGGCGCUCCAAGUCCUGGAUAUGUUCAAGUCCAACGAGAUCGUGAGGCAGACGAGGCAUGCACCCCAAGGCAUCGUCAAUCUCGUAGUUGAAACACUCAAGGCGACCAUUCGUUUGUGGGUGGUAGGGCAUCGUGCGAAGGUGAUUGACCGAAAGACAGCGGAGGAAAUUUUGAACCAGACUUGGAUUGACCGACUAUGCAGCAUAGGCCCAUUUAUUCGCAACCCAUCCAGGGAGGGCUUGAACGCGGUGCUAGUACUCUGCCCUACCCCGAAGCUUUUUUUGUUCAGAAUGGCAUCCAACCCCUUCUUCGUCUCAUGUAUAGAUAUCGCUGCUCUGGAAGCGGGCAGCCAGCCGCCCGUUUCUCCCACUACCACCCUAGUCUCUCCCACCUCCGCCUUUAGCAGGCUCGACCUCGACGAGAGCGUCCAGGACAUCGCCACCCUUCAGCCCCGUCUCUCCGACCCCUACCCUGGGGCUUUCACCGACUUCUAUGGCUUACCCAGCAACCCUCGCUGCGUCUUCAAAACCGGCAAAGCCUGGCGUGUGCGCACGGGUCCCGAGGCGCAGCGCAUUCUGCGAGAGGCCCGCCCCGUCUGCGACCAUCCGAUGCAGAACCGCUGGCUCGAGAUUGGCCAGCUCAUCUACGAGCACCUCGACUCCCGCGACGUUGAGUGGUCGUCGGUCGACCCCGUCCGUUUUGCCGAGGCAGGGAAAGAGGACGUCAGUGUGCUCCAUCUCUGGAUAGGGGUGAUGCCUGGGACUCUCGCCUUCGAGGCAGCCAAGGAGGCAGCCAACGACUGCAAGGAUAUUCUGGCUCGAGAGGGGUUCCCCGACGUCGAGGUUGCAUUCCGCGAGUCUGUUGUCACCCAGUCUGUUGGCCCAAAGCUUCUCUCCUUCGACCCCUCUGUCGACCCCGUCCCCGAGCUUCGUAGCCCCUUCACUCCCACGCUUGGCAUCCAAAUCGCUCCGUUCACGACACCUUACUUCGGGGGCACGGGUGCCGUCUACCUCCGAGAGGGCAGCCAGAGCGACCGCGUCUUCCUUCUCACCGCCAGCCACGUCGCUCGCCCGCCUCUCGCACACCGUAACCAGCCCCUAUCGCACAAGCGCAGCAGCCGGGCUCGUGAGAAGAUCGUCGUUCUUAGUACCAAUGCCUACACCAAUGCGAUCGGUCGUAUGAUGAGCACUAUCGGCCACGAGCUUCUCUCCAUCAAGACAUGGAACGAAGAGAUUGAGAGGUUGGGUCCGGUCGUCGAGGGCGAGGCGCCCAAGAUAACUCGCGCGCGCAAGAAUUACGGGGACUUGGUGGAGAAGGCGAACAGGAGGAUCGAGGACGCAAACGAGAUCCAUGACGAGGUCACCAAGCACUGGACGACUCCGUACCAGCGCGUGAUCGGUUACGUCGUCCACGCCCCUGCUAUUGCCGUCGACGACGGCCCCAAGCACUUCACCCGGGACUGGGCCCUGAUCGAUCUCUACCGCGACAAGAUCGACUGGGACACUUUCCAGGGCAACAAGGUUUAUGUCGGCGGCAAGAUUUCGCCGGCCGACUUUAUCCUCAAGAUGCACCCUCACCCUGAGGGCCAGUUCGACUUCGAGUACCCCCCCGGCGGGCUCCUCCAGGUCAGAGGGGUCGUAAAGGACGACGAGAUCCGCAAGCCGGAGCAGCUCGAUGCCAACGGCAAGAAGUGUCUGAUUGUCGUCAAGAACGGAACGACCACAGGCCCCACUCUCGGUCGCCUCUCCGGCAUGGAGUCGUUCGUUCGCACCUACCCCGAGUCCGAGUACGACAUCAAGAAGACGUCCAUCGAGAUCGCCGUCUACCCUUACAGCAACGAGGACGGCGCCUUUUCUGCUCCCGGCGACUCUGGCUCCAUCGUGGUCGACUCGAAGGGCCGGGUUAUUGGGCUGCUCGUCGCCGGUGCCGGCGCGACCGAAAAGACCGACGUCACGUACCUCACCCCCUACUGGUGGAUCGAGGAGCAGAUGAAGAAAGUGUAUCCCAACAUCUUCCUCUACGAAAUCGUCGACUAG